CCUUCUUUGAUAGGAUAAGCAACCGGAAAAUAUGUUAAGCUACAUUGCUUCAGAGGAAAUGUCAUCGUGAGGGGACGAGUGCAGAGAGAAAAUUAAAUGGAAUCCUCAGCUAGCAAGGAGUCAGGGGCUCUCCUUGACCGGAUGACCGUCUCUCUGGCCAAGGUUAUGAGGGUAUCUGAACAGCAUGAGUGUCCAGACAGUCAGAGCACAGCAGCCCACAGGGAUACUGAACAGGAGGACGAUGCAUUCUUUGACUGCGAGGAGAGUCUGGACGGAGCAGACGGGAGGACCAAAGCCCCAGAGUCACACCCAGGACCAGAGGGAGGUUGUAAAGAGACCGUCAGCCUAAAAGACUCACAGAACAUCGCAGGAGAACACGAGGCGGUGUCGGGAGAAUUAACUGAGUUGUCAGGGCAGGGAACUACAGUACUGGGAGCAGAAGAAGGUGACAAAAUGGAGGAAGAGGUGGAUGAGGAGGGAAAAGAGCUGUGGGAUGAGUGCACUGAGGAGGACAAGAGUGUGGCAGUUGAAGGAGAUUCUGAGACUGAACUAAAAGAAGAAGAGAACACAGCUCCCGAGUUUGACGAGGAGUACCUGAGGGAAUUGGAAAAAGACCUGACUGAGGAGGAAAAGGAGAGCCGCAGAAAGGAGAGCAUGAUCCUGAAGGACCAGGGCAACAGUCAGUUCAAGAGUGGAGGACAUUCUGAGGCAGAGGGUUUGUACACCGCUGCGCUGGGAGUCUGCCCUGUUUGUUACAGCCAUGACAGGGCCAUCCUCUUCUCGAACCGUGCCGCCGCGCGCCUGCACCUGGAUAUGAAUGAGAACGCCAUCGCUGACUGCACAAAAGCCAUCGAGUUGAACCCGAGCUACGUGCGCGCGAUCCUGCGGAGGGCGGAGCUGUAUGAGAAGACGGACAAGCUGGACGAGGCUCUGGAGGACUACAAAACCGCUCUGGAGAAGGACCCCAGUCUGCCUGUCGCCAGGGAGGCCUGCAUGCGGCUUCCACAACAGAUCCACGAGCGGAAUGAGAAGUUGAAGGAGGAAAUGAUGAGCAAGCUGAAGGACUUGGGCAAUAUGUUCCUGCGGCCUUUUGGUCUGUCCACCUCAAACUUCCAGGUGAAUCAGGAUUCGGACACUGGAUCCUACUCUGUCAACUUCGUUCAGAAUCCUAAUAACAACAACAGAUGACGGCAUGAAAGGCCUUUCUCGAAGCCCUUUUUUUACACCCGGUUCUAACAUGCGUCCUUGAUCUUGGAAUUAGAUUGGAGUGCGUCUUGUCAAAGUCCACACCUGUCUUAAAAGUCAGUCAGCGUGUGAAAAAGAUGUGGGGGGGGGGGGCGAAGGACGUGUUGGCGCCGGGUGUGAACAUGGCUUCCGAGCCGCUAUACCUGGUCAGCUAUCGAUCACCAGAGCUGAGAGACUAACGGGAACAUUCACGCUGGUGUGGCAGCGGUCGAAGAGGGAUCCAAUUAAAGGACAAAAACCGUUUCAUUGUCAAAUAAGAUGUGCGCGUGCACGUGUGUGUGUGUGUGUGCGCGCGCGCAUCUAGCGGGGGGGGGGGGUUCUAACUAACAGUCUAAAAGGUUAAAUGUGUCUCCCAAGGGUAGAGCCAUUAAAUUAUCAACGACUGUAACUUUGCAAUGUUGUCCUUAUUUGAUGUGGAGCUCAGUCAGUCUUUUGAAGUCCGAAUGUCAGGACUGAAAGUGUCAUUGGCCCUGUGCACAUUGGUUAUGGCACCUGUGUAAGACAAGUUACUUCAAAGACUUAUUUCUGAAGAGUGCCUGCUGUGUGAAACGGGCACAUCAUGUACUGGGGUAAGAGUGCAGGCGUUAAAGUAACUUCUCAGUUAAAAUCUCACUUUAAAAACAAUAUUUUGUUUACUCAUACCUGUGUUGUUGACUUGUCCUAUACUCAUAUUUGUGGCCAAAGGCUAAAUUGGAAGGAAAACACUUCCAAAACGCCACCUCGAACUUCUGUCUUAGAACAUUUAAAAAAAAUGCUCAGCUAGACAUCAUACUCUUGAGCAGUUUUAACUGGCUAAUCUGCAGUCUACAAGGAGUGUAUUUAGGAGCUUUUGGCCUACGCCCGCAACCUUCCAAACACCGUACUUGAUAAAAAUAAAUAAAAAAUGCACUCAUACUGUAAGUAAUUAUUUCAUAGAAAUCUGGGAUCAGUGGGCAGUUAACUUUAAUUAUGUUAAAAAGAUGAUAUACUUUGCGUAGGUAUUCAGUUUGUUUAAAUACUCAAGAGGAUAUGCAGGUGGCAAGGUACAGUACAACAACAAUAAAAUACAAACCAAGUACAAAGGCAAAAAGCAGAUUUACUGAUUUUCAGAGAUACAGUCAUAACAAAACAGGAUUUCCCACAACCCCGAGUCUCGUAUGUGUAGUCAAGAAAGUAUUUGAUUGUUCUGAAACGCAUAUGUACACAAGACGGCAAAAUGAGCUACAGCUGAUUCAGUCCCUGUGGCUCACUUCAGCCGAUUCUGCCCGGCUGCCUGUUAUUUCCCUUUUGGACCUCUCGGCCCAGCCCCUGACGACACAGGGGGGCUGUCAGAGGAAGAGUGUACUGUUAUGCAUGUGGGUUUAUUUGCCCCCUCAGAGAGCAGCUGAGGAGAGACAGCUGGCAAAUAAUGACAUGUAUUCAGUUUUUUUUUCUCCCAUUUAAUUUCAUAUGUCAUCAAAAAGAGAUGUGUGACGGACAAGAGAGCACGGGGGAAAUCAGUCGAGGGUGCGUGACUCAGCGGGGAGCGUGAUUUUUUUUUU
Esox lucius (northern pike) is the source of this 2765-nucleotide messenger RNA. It is a transcript of the gene ttc1, whose product is annotated as tetratricopeptide repeat domain 1. The coding region runs from base 97 to 1188 and encodes 363 amino acids. NCBI's taxonomy places the organism in Eukaryota, Metazoa, Chordata, Actinopteri, Esociformes, Esocidae. Gene Ontology annotation, molecular function: protein binding. The transcript has 8 exons. The record is from RefSeq and is a predicted model, not a curated record.